This is a messenger RNA of Capsaspora owczarzaki ATCC 30864, 3607 nucleotides long. RefSeq lists its product as hypothetical. The coding region runs from base 87 to 3467 and encodes 1126 amino acids. NCBI's taxonomy places the organism in Eukaryota, Filasterea, Ministeriida, Capsasporidae. Gene Ontology annotation, molecular function: cytoskeletal regulatory protein binding. The record is from RefSeq and is a predicted model, not a curated record. Gene Ontology annotation, cellular component: cell tip; cytoplasm. Gene Ontology annotation, biological process: establishment of cell polarity. The transcript has 6 exons.
ACUGAAAUUUGUCGUUGGCAUUCGCGCCUUCCCGCACAACACUUUCUUCCCCCUCCCAUCCCUCCUGAAGGACCGCACCUGCAAUCAUGGCCAAGAAGAAGAAGUCUGGAUCAACCCCCGCAGCAUCCGCCCAGCAGCAGCAGCAGCAGCAGAAGAAGAGCGAGUCGAGGCGCGGGUCGAGUGCGCAGCUCAUCGAUGACGAGAACGACCUGCCCGAGCUCGAUGCCGUCCCCGUCCCUGUCCCUGUCCCUGUCCCUGAGGCCAGCGUCGAUGCAACCGCAACUCCGACAAACCGCGAAGCAUCUUCUGCUGCUUCUUCUUCCUCGUCCGACCCCGUUCCCGCUGAACCCGCUGCUGCCCCAGACGCGGACGUACAACAGCCAACGACCACUACUGCCGACAAGCAGCCGCCGACGGAAGACGAGGACGACGAACCGCCGCCGCUCGAGGAAGCCACAGACGACGAGCUACAUUCCACUCUCCAAGGCGACCAAAGUGCACCCUCGCCCGACAACAGCAAGGACAACAAGAACAACAACGACGACGAGGCAAACACUGCUGCUGCAGAUCCAAUCAACGGAGAGCACUUGCCUGACAUUGAAAAGACAGGCGCCAAACGCAGCUUCAAAAACCGACGUGGCGCGCGCGGUGCAACCAUCAGCAUCUCCCGCGACGCUGCUGUCGUUGUAGCCGCUCGACGUGCCGCCCAACAAGCCGAAAUCAGUGAUUCGGACUCGGACUCGGAACUUGCCACGCAACCCAUUCCGGACUCGGAAGCAGAAGCAACAACACCCACAGCAACCUCAGCAACCCUUCAAGAAAAGCGCGUCGUCGAUCGUGCCGCCAGCAUGCCGUCCCUCUUCAGCCGCGGCAAAAACCCCAAACAUCAAACCAUCAGCCAAUCCUCGGGUCUGGCCAUUCCGCCACCCUCGGACGCUGAUCGGGCUGCUGCCGCUUCUUCCUCUGCCGCGAGCAGUGCCUCCGCCCACCCGCCAGCAGGCGGUGCUGGGCAAGUCUUUUCGGAACCCAGCUCGCCCACCGCAUUGCAGCCUGCCCAUCCCCACAUUCUAGCUCAUGCGUCGCUGUCCAAAGCAACUGCGCAAUCCGCUGCUCGUGGUCUGCAGCGCCAGCACUCCCUCCAGCAGAGCUCUCCGGGUUCGCCGGCCCCCGCUAACUCGUCGUCGCGAUUGCUCGAGAUUGCCAAUCUGUUUAUCUCCUCCAUGAACAAGUCCACGACCUCGCUCCCUGGCGACAUUCUUUCGGACUCGGUUGAGGUUCACUUGAUGGAGGCUCAAGAUCUCCCUGUCAAGGAUCCCAACACCCAAGGCUCGCCGUACUGCAAGAUUCGUUGUGGCUCGCAAAAGUAUCGCACCAAGACUGCUGCACGUGGCGACGUGCCGCAGUGGCGCGAAUGGCUGACGAUCGAUCUGCACGCCUCGCACUCGACCAUGAUGGAUGUGAUGGUGCUGGACCACGAGUAUGCUGCUGCCAGUGCUGUCGGCUCCCCAGUGCAGUCCUCAUCGUCCGUGAUUGGCAAAGUCUCGUUCGAUCUAAGCACUCUCCCUGCGGACACCUGGAUUGAAAAGUGGCUUGACUUGGUCAACGCUCCCUCUGGCCGGCUGCAUUUCAAAUUCCGUCGCAAUGUCACUCGAGCAGCAGGUGCUGAUUCCGGCGUCUCCACUCCGCCCUCCGCGCCCAGCGAAACGGACGGUUCCGAGACUGAGGCAAGCGCUGAAGGCCGUCUUGCCCGUGCUCGCCAGAGCAGCAUCAUGCGCAAGUACAUUAGCAUGUGGCGCUCUCAAUACCCCGGCCACGAGGGCGUGCAAAACCUUGCCACGGACAAGCCGGCUGAAGGCGAUGGGUCUGCUGCUGGAACUCCGUUGGAUUUGCAAGCUUCCGGCCCGGGUCCGCUCUCGCCCUUGGCCACCUCAUCGCCAGUCCAGGUCGCAGCCAACCUCCCGACAUCUCCCACGACCAAAUCCCCAAUCUCUCCAAUGCCAUUCUCAAGCGGUGCCGCCAAGCCGGCCGAGCUGGGUGGACCUGUUGCUCCAACUCCUGUGGCCGCAGCAGCCCCCACGACCACCGAGGCUUCCAAGCCAAAGCGCAUGAAUGCAGCGCAGCGCCGCGCAUCCGUUCACUACCGCACGAUUGGCCACUCUGUGCUUUCUCUCAAGCUCUUCCUGUGUGCGUUCGGGGACACCAAGCGCAUUGACUAUGCUGGCGUAGUGGACCGCUUGGGGCUGAAGGAGGCCUUCCUCGAAGCGUACACGGGCAACGAGUUUCCCGACAACUUCCCGGCCAUCUACAUUCGUGACAAGAGUGUUGACGUCUUUUACGAGCUUGAAAACUACACGGAAGUGACUGACGGCGCAGUGCUGCGCCUCCACAUGCCUCAAUCCGCUCAGCGCAACUCGGCCGCGGUGGAGGAGCGCCUCAAUGCCAUGCAAAAAACACUCGACGAGGUUCUCAAGCAUGUUUCCACCAAACCAGUAGCGCCUCCGCUCCCGGCCGCCCCUCCGCCGGCCACGCCAGCCCCGCCACCGACCGCAACACCGGCCACCACCAGCUCCUCCUCGGUUCAGCAGGUCGCCAAGGUCAACAUCGCCCCCGCCUUGGCCGAGGUCGACCGCGUCCGUCGCCAAGUCGCCGUGCUGCGCCAGACCUACCGCGACCAGCACAAGAGCGCCAUGGCCACCAUGAGCGCAACAUUUACGCAACUUUCUUCCACUUUGAAAACGGUUAUGGGCGAGAACGCUGGUCACUUGUUCAAGCGCACGCAGCUCGGCACUCGCAAGGACUCGCACACUGCUCGAAUUGACACGCUGGUGCAACGGAUUACGGAUACUGAAACGCUUGUGAACGAACUGACUCGCGAAGUGGUGGUGCACAAGUGCAAGCCCGACAUGAAGAUGAUGGAAACGCUGAUGACUGAUUUGGACAGACUCGAUACGGAUAUUAACGGAGCAAAGGACACUUUUGACGACCUGGAACGCGCGUUCAAGGCCGUUUGGGCCAAGGAACUCAAGAACGUGGUGAACGAAGAAGCCUACUUCAAGACGGCCAACGACGAUUUGGAUGACUUGGAUGGACAGUACGACGACUUGGCAAACACGGUCAAGACGUUGCACCAGCUGAUUGCUGUGCAGGCAACGCUGCCUUCGCGCACGCGAGACUUUGGCGUCGAAAACCUGGAAGACCGCAAGUCGGCUGUCGGCGGCAUUCUCCAGGAAAUCACCAUGCUGGCGCCGGAUCACGAGGCUCGCUUGAAGCGCAUCGAGGUGAUUGAGCAUCUGCGAGUCAAGCAGCGCGAGGUCUCUCGCGCAUCCAGUCCGCUGCUAGAGUUUGAAAACGAGCUCACUUCCAAGGGCAGUGCGCUUCGCAAGACUGGAGGUGUCGAUGAGGUCGAGCGCAAGCGCAAGAUCCGUGAUCAAGAGUUUUUCAAGUCUUCUGGCAAACCAGAGGCAUGAGUGAAAUAGCAACUCAACACACCAAAGUGGGCUGGCUAUUUCUUGUGUUUGCGUGUUCUUGUGACGAUGUUGUUGGUUUUGUGUGAAUGUUUGUGUUUAUGUGACUACAGUAGGUGUGCAAAAUGCAAGUGAUCUGUGUC